Messenger RNA from Cloeon dipterum, 1497 nucleotides. Its product is annotated as thymus-specific serine protease-like. NCBI's taxonomy places the organism in Eukaryota, Metazoa, Arthropoda, Insecta, Ephemeroptera, Baetidae. Gene Ontology annotation, biological process: proteolysis. The record is from RefSeq and is a predicted model, not a curated record. Gene Ontology annotation, molecular function: dipeptidyl-peptidase activity; serine-type exopeptidase activity.
AACAGUAGUUUUUGAAAUGGCAACGAGAUGGAAAUACCUUUUUCUCUGCUUAGCCCUGUUUAAUUCCGUUUAUUCUGCGGACGCGUUCGAGUUUUUGCUUAAAAAUGUGUUUCCGGAGACGAGCGACGAGAGCAGGUGGAUGCAAGAAAAAUUCUUCAGCCAGAAAGUGGACCACUCGGACAUCUUCGACACGCGCUUGUGGAAUCAACGAUAUUUGAUCAGCAAUGCGACCUACACGAGCAGUAGCCCGGUGUUUCUGGUGCUCGGUGGUGAAUGGGAAGUUAAGGCCGGACACGUGGAGAACGGCUUCAUUGCAGAACUUGCUGAACGAUUCGGCGCUUUGACUAUCUACUUGGAACAUCGGUUUUACGGACAGAGCAGACCAGUGGCAAAUUUACUGGUUGAAAAUCUGUCGUAUUUAACGAUGGACCAAGCAUUGGAGGACACUGCCAAUUUCGCGCAAAGUUUGAAAAGCGAGCUGGGCCUGGAGGGUGCGUGGAUUGUGAUCGGCGCCUCGUACACUGGUUGGGCUAGAGCUCGCUAUCCGCACGUCUUCCACGCUGCAUACGCGUCAGGGGCGCCGGUGCUCGCCAAAGCCGGCUAUCCAGAGUUUUUCGAGGUUGUCAACGUCGCUUUGCUGCGAGAGGAUGCCGGCUGUCCUUCCGUGAUCGAGAGUGCCAUGGCUGAGCUGCAGAUUUUGAUCGAUGACGGCAAAUCAGAAAAUAUCACAGCCCUUUUCAAUUUAGCCGAGGAGAUCGACCUAUCCAGACCGAACGACGUGACGCUGUUUUGGUUCCAAAUCGCAUCGAUUUUCGGCUCUUUAAUUCAGGUGGCGCGACCCGGAACGAACAAAUUCCUCUGCGAUUUCCUCUUGAACGGACAAAGUCAGCCUCUGGAAACCUACUCCGGGCUGCUGCGAACGAUUCUGCUAAACAACACGCUUAGUGUGAACUCUACGCGCCUGGUCGAGACGUAUCGCGACCAAAUCGAAUUCUCCGAUACUAGUUACACUCGGCAGUGGUUGUACCAUUCGUGCAACGAGUUUGGCUGGUUCAACCCUUUGAGCUCAACUAACCAACCUUUCGGUCAGCACGUGCCGCUAGAGUUCAUGCUCCAGUUCUGCUCCUCGGUUUAUGGCCCCGAGUUUUCUGCUGCACACCUGGAAGCCGGUAUUGAACGCACAAACCUGCUUCACGGAGGAAAAAAUCCGAAAAUUUCGCGAGUUGUGUACACAGUGGGCACCCUGGACCCCGUCAAUCCGGUGCAAAUGGAGGAAGACCUCAACCCGGAAUCACCCGUGAUUUUUAUUGAAGAUGCUUCUCACUGCGUGGAUGUGACGGACGCCUCAAAACCAAACGAUCCGCCCUCACUAACCAGCGCGAGGCAAAAAGUUGUGGACAACUUUUCUCUGUGGCUUCAAGUCAAAUAAAAUUUUAUUGAAAUUUGGAUAUAUUUAUUUUAUUGUGAAUAAAAAGGGCUGUUUUUAGAGACAAAUUA